Entamoeba invadens IP1 is the source of this 1704-nucleotide messenger RNA. Its product is annotated as cullin-1, putative. The transcript has a single exon. NCBI's taxonomy places the organism in Eukaryota, Evosea, Mastigamoebida, Endamoebidae. Gene Ontology annotation, biological process: protein ubiquitination; ubiquitin-dependent protein catabolic process. The coding region runs from base 1 to 1704 and encodes 567 amino acids. The record is from RefSeq and is a predicted model, not a curated record. Gene Ontology annotation, molecular function: ubiquitin protein ligase binding. Gene Ontology annotation, cellular component: cullin-RING ubiquitin ligase complex.
AUGUUGCACGACACUUGGGCAGUGUUUUUCUCUAACGUGGUUUCUGUUUACGGCAUAGUAGAAUCAUUGAUUGAGUGGGUAAAUACAGCGAUCAUCAACAAUACCUCGAUCAACAGUAAAGCACUCUCAGUUUUAAAAUACGUGAGUGUUUCGUUAGACUGUUCUUUAGGAGUUGCUGUUUUUGAAAGUCUUGAAAAUAAAAUUGACAAACUAUUUGAAGCCAGUGUAAAGGAAUUAGAAAACAACACCAGUGUGUAUGGCAUUCAGGUGUAUUUGUUUUACACCAAACUCGACAACUUACUACAAGGUGUUCCACCAGAAUUCACAGACAAACUGUUGAAAAAAACGUUGAGAAUUCUUGUUAGUGAUCAAUUUCCACUUAUAAUGGAUAAUUUGAAACAUUUUUGGGAAAGUGGAGACUUAGAGGGGAUUAAGAAUUUGAUGAAAGUUAUCAAGUUGUCGAAUGUUUCAGCGGACUUACUUAAUACAUUCAACCAACAUGAAUUUAUUUGUUGCAACGACUUUGUUGUGAAGUUUUUGAAAACAAAAGACGCGACUCUCCGAGGAUGUUUUGAAGUGGUUGAUAUGAAAAGAAGCUAUGAAAAGACGGGUGUCAAAAUUUCUGUUCUUGUUGAAGUGAUCAAAAACGCUUUCAUUGGAUGGGCCGCUUAUCAAAUGAAUGGUGAGACAAUUGUCGUACAACUUGUUAAAUAUAUAAGUGGGUUGUGCGACAAUCUCGGGAAAGAAUUUAAUACCGAUGAUUUGAGGAAAGCUUGUGAAGUUGUGGAAAUCAUAUCAAAUAAAGAUUUAUUUGCUUUGAUGUACUGGAAGAAUCUUUUUUCUAAGCUAACUGGAGCUAAGAUCCAAAACAUAGAAAACGAAUUAGUUUUUAUCCAAAUGUUCAGAGGAGUUGUUGAUAGCAGUUUGUCAAAGCGUAUCGUCGAUCUUGUUAAAGACUACAACAUGUCAACUGGAAUCAAUGGAAAAUAUCAAAAAUACAUGAAUGAAAAUGGUCAAGUUUAUGAUGUUAAUUUUAAAGUCCAAAUUUUCGGGGUUUCACAGAUGGAAGACAAAUACAUUUCAGAUGUGAAGAUGCCAACAGUACUCACAGAUAUAUUCACAAAUUUCAAUAAAUUUUACACAUCUUUUUCAUUUAAAAAGAAACUGACCAUCCUUCCACAUUUUUCGACGUGUUUUGUGAAUUACUCGAGUAAAGAAAGCAAUUUCAUAAUGUAUGGAAAUACAUGCCAAAUAUCAAUUCUAUUAAAGUUCAAUAAACAAGACAAACUAACAAAAAAUGAAAUUGAAGAUAUGUUUUCAAAUCAACAGAUGAAGGAGUCUUCACUUUCACUACUACUUCAAAACGGCAUUGUCGAGGAUAAAGGCGGUGUAAUUGAGCUUUCAAAAAGUUUUACUCCAACUACCAAAGUAACGAAUCUCUUAUCGAAAAAGAAAGCAGAAACAAAAGAAAUUGUUAAAAAAAAUGUGCAAGAAUACGAAUUUAACAAAGUAAUUUGCUUUUCAACGAAAGUACUCAAACGGAUGAAAGAAGUUAGUUAUGAUGAACUUUAUGAAUUGGUGCAAAAUGAAGUUAAGCCAUUGUUUGUGCUCAAGAUCAAUCAAUUCAAAAGGGUUGUAGAGUUCUUAGUUGUCAAAGGGUUUGCCACAAAAGAAGAGAACAACAUCAUUCAAUACGUUGCUUAG